Molecule: messenger RNA, 1278 nt
Organism: Linum tenue
Lineage: Eukaryota; Viridiplantae; Streptophyta; Magnoliopsida; Malpighiales; Linaceae
Source: the annotation of a GenBank genome assembly
AUGGCCCGCCGAUUCAGUCCUCCCAAACAACCACCGUUGACUCGCGAUUCCUCUACGCUACCUAUUCCCAGUUUUGCUAAUCGCAGUUCCAACGAGCUCGGUCCACCGCCGGGGAGCGAAUUCGUUUCGCCAGGGUCGCCGCUUCCAAGUUCCGACGAGGCGAAGAAUACAGAUCGGCCGCGGCGGCAUCUGCCUAUUCUUCCCCCAGAGCUCGUCGCCGAAAUCCUCGCUUGGUUGCCCGUCCGUCCCCUCGUCCGAUUCAGGUGUGUCUCCAGAUCCGUCAAAACCCUAAUUUCCAGCGAUGCUUUUAUCAAAUCCCAUCUGAGAAACACGAAAGCCUCGUCCGCUGCCAAGCCGAAUCGCGUCGAGAGGCUCAUCGUGAAAUCGGAGAAGCUAGGUCUCAUCUCAUACUCGCUUGGCUCUCUGCACAAUUACCGCGGCACUCAAGCUGAAAUCGAUCUAGCUCGUCCGGAGCGUUUCCCGGUGACCACAUUUGUUCGCCUUCUUGGUCCUUGCGAUGGAUUACUCUGCGCUCGUGUCGGUGGCGGCUUCGUUGUGUGGAACCCAUCUCACGAAGCUUCCACCGAGCUGCCUAUGUUUCGGUCAGGGCCGUGGAUUCCCGGGAGCUUCAUGUGUUUUGGGUUUGGCUACGAUGGUCGGCUAGAUGACUAUAAGGUUGUUGUUCUGGUUUCAUCGAAGAAAUGUGAUGAUUCUUCUGCUUAUCAGACUGAAGUUCAGGUUUGUGGACUGAAGUCUAGAGUGUGGAGGAGGAUUGAGGAUUUUAAGGGCGUCCCGGGCGACGAUGUUGGGAAGGUUGCUGCUGGGUGUCUUCACUGGAAAGCUUCUUAUGUGAAUGAUGAGCCGAGGUACACGAUCAUGUCGCUCGAUUUGGCGAGCGAGACGUACAGGGAGGUGAUGCCACCUGAGUUUGGGGAGGCUACUGGUCUUUGGACGUUGGAGGCAUUGGAUGAUCGCCUCUUCGUCAUGAGCCGCAACUCGAUCGACUGUUCUUCUGCAUUGUGGAUGAUGAAAGAGCAUGGGGUGGCAGAUUCAUGGACCAAGUUGUUCAGGGUUCUGCACCAUGGCAUGUACCCUGGCGAAUGGAGGCCGUUGAUGUACAUUUCGAACAGCGGUGAGGUCAUUUUUCGGACACGUUACUGUCUGCUGAUUUACGAUAUCAAGGAGAACACGGUCCGGUUUCUGACAUCGAAAGAUUGGUUCGAUUACGAUUCCUAUGUCUACAUGGAGACCUUGGUUUCGUCCGGGCUCGAGAACUAG